Molecule: messenger RNA, 244 nt
Organism: Amoebophrya sp. A120
Lineage: Eukaryota; Dinophyceae; Syndiniales; Amoebophryaceae
Source: the annotation of a GenBank genome assembly
AUGGCAGGAAUUACCGCAAUGGGAAAUAACCCCUACGGUCCGGCGGGGUUGGCCGCGGGAGGGCAUCAUCCGCAGUUCGGUCCUGUGGGAACAGCAGCGUACCACCCGGCGUACACGACACCUGCAGGUGCUGCAGGUGCGGCAGGCCACUAUGUUAAUCCAGCAGCCGCCAGUCCGGUCUACCCCGCGCUGCCACCGACGUUUCCGCCGCCCGCAUUGGACUACAGUGCUGGGGUGCAGCAUG